AUGCAUAAAUUAAUGAAUGAAGUAACUAAUGAAACAAAUAAUACAGCGUCUGCUACAGUCCGUACGAAAACACCUGGUGUUGUACGAAAACGAAAAAUUCGUCGUGUUAAAAUAUUAAUUAGAUCUCCUAUUGAAAAAGUAACAAAUGAAAAAGAAAUACAGCAAAUUGGAAAAAUAAUUUCAACGAAUACAUCUGUCGAUAAACGACCUUUCCCUUUUGGACAUUGUCGUGUUUGCGCAGAUAAAGCCACCGGUGCCCAUUAUGGUGUGCCAACCUGUGAAGGAUGCAAAGGUUUUUUCAAACGAAGUAUACUACGAAAAGAAAAAUACCGAUGCUAUUUUGGUGAUAAGUGUGUUGUUAAUAGUGACAAUCGUAAUAGAUGUAAAUCGUGUCGUUUUCAAAAGUGCCUUAAAGAAGGAAUGUCCGUCGAAGGGGUCCGAAUGGGUCGAAUACCUAAAUUAAUAAAAGAAAAAGCCUUAGCAGAACAUGUAUCAUCGAGUAUAGAAAAUGAAGAUCCAGCUCAACUCUCACCAUCUCGUGUCCCAUCAACGAAUUCCAAUAAUCAAAUGCCAACAUCAUCUACAAUCGAUUUAAAUUUACCAUUAAUCGAUGAACACUCCCUAUUUGCCGAUCUAGAUAGUGUACCUAUCGAUAGUCAUUCGAAAUGUGAUACACCCCCACACAUAACAGCAACUAUGUCAUCUUGUCAUAAUUAUGAGUUACCAGAUAAUUUUACACUAGAUGAAACCAGACCUGAAUACAAUAAUGAAUUUGAUAAUCGGAUUGUGACAUUGAAUCCUUCUGCGUUAACUAACUAUAUGACAAAUUGUGAAGAACAUUUUGGAAACGAUGUGAUUGAGCGUAUGAAAAGUAUUGUUCGAAAAAUAUCCCACCCGACACCAUGUACAGAACUUGAUUAUGAUGAAUCAUCGUUUAUUCGAUAUAUUCGUUGGAAAAUGUUCGAUUUAAGUAAUACAUAUAAUGGACGCACACGACAAUUAAUCGAACGAAUGAAUAGUAUGAUUCGUCUUGGGAUUGAAGAUUUUCCUGGCAAUUCUUCUUCGCUACAAGAUGUUUGGGCUGGCCUAACAGAUGCUAUUCCAUUUCAUGUUAAAAAUCUCAUCGCAUUCGCACGUGAAAUGUCUGCAAUCAAUGAAAUUCAUUCCGAUGAUUUUCACAAAAUAAUGAACAAUCGUCUAUUUGAUUUUUGGCUCAUUAAACAUGCACCGUUAAUUGGUAACAAUGAAUCAUACAUGAUGUUACCAAAUGGUCUUCAAUAUACACGUCGAUGGAUGAAUAAAAUCAUCGGUGAAGAAAUGGUUCAAACAAUGUUUGAAUUUGCCAAUAAAUUUAAUUCACUGCGUUUAACUCACGAGGAACAUGCCUUAAUAUUUCCUGUUGUUAUUUGUGUCAAAGAUGACUCCCUUCACAAUCAAGAAACUGUGCGCAGUAUUCAAUAUUUUUAUUUAUACGCGUUAUAUAUUCAAAUGUUAACAACACGUACGCAAACUCAAGCGAAAGCUAUAUUUCGUAGUCUUCUUCAGAUUUUUGCCUAUUUACCACUAUUAAAUGAGUUACAAGAGAAAAAAGUUGGCUCAUGCAUUCCACCAAAUGCUGACUCAGAAUUAUGA
Rotaria socialis is the source of this 1632-nucleotide messenger RNA. NCBI's taxonomy places the organism in Eukaryota, Metazoa, Rotifera, Eurotatoria, Philodinida, Philodinidae. The record is from the annotation of a GenBank genome assembly.